Molecule: messenger RNA, 614 nt
Organism: Brassica oleracea var. oleracea
Lineage: Eukaryota; Viridiplantae; Streptophyta; Magnoliopsida; Brassicales; Brassicaceae
Exons: 2
Coding region: 60-614 (184 amino acids)
Source: RefSeq, a predicted model, not a curated record
ACAACUUCCUGAGUCGCUCAACCCGCGCGAGCUUUCGUCCUCGUCGUCUCUCUUCCGCCAUGGCUACAACUCGCGGAGGUCGUCUCUUCAAGCUUCGUCAUGGCCGAGAGCUUCAAUCGUCGUCGCAUAUCAAAGCUCAAAUCCACGAUUCACGCCAUCAUCGUCAAGAAUCCGCGGCUGUGCUCAGAAUCGCCGCCGUGGAAGCUCCGGAAUCUCCAUCGGGAGUCGUCGCAUCAGUCUCCUCCGAGCCGCGAUCAAGCUUCCUCCGUGGCGUCAGUGUCUCCAUCUCCGGCGCUUGCUCUGAGCCUCGUUCCAACCAUUGCGCCUCCGUUGAACCACAAAUCCUUCAUUGCCGUGCUUCGUCGUCACCGGAAUCGAGUCUCACUAUCGGGAUCGAGGUGGAGAAGACAACAAUGGUGAUUUUUGCCAUUUUUGCACAUCUGGUCCUUGGACCUUUGGAUAAUUACUUUUCAACCCCAAAACUAUCAAAAGUGCAGAAAGGUCCACCCGAAUCAACCCCAAAGUUUCUAAUCUUACGAUUUAGCCCAGAACAAUCUGAUUGGUUGUUCCCGAUCGAGCGGAGCAACCCGAGUGCGCAUGUUCCAGCGGCAUAG